Molecule: messenger RNA, 2057 nt
Organism: Spodoptera litura
Lineage: Eukaryota; Metazoa; Arthropoda; Insecta; Lepidoptera; Noctuidae
Product: multiple inositol polyphosphate phosphatase 1
Molecular function (GO): inositol phosphate phosphatase activity; acid phosphatase activity
Source: RefSeq, a predicted model, not a curated record
UACUAACGUAGUGGGGACAAUAUAGGAAGCUGACGCGGUUCACCCAACACAAUCGGACGCUACCGCCGCCGGCUCGCAGGCAACAUGUCAAAACUAAUAUUUUUAGUACUAACCGCGGUUUACGCGGAGGCUUGCUAUUGGAACGCCCCGUGCCCUUAUCAGCUGUUUGGAUCCAAAACACCAUAUGACACGGUUCGAGGUGAUAUCAGAGACUACGCAAUACCAACAAAUUGCCAAGCAGUGUCAAUAUGGACACUGAACCGACAUGGCAACAGGAACCCUGGCACCAGUGUGACCCUUGGCAUGAAGGAGGUCACAAACCUCAAGGAAGAGAUCAUCGCCAGCUAUGAAGCUGGCAACAGCCAGCUUUGUGCACAGGACAUAGAGGACUUCAAAAAAUGGACCUGGAAUAACACUCUAGACACAACCACCUCCUACCUCACGGGAGUCGGUUACGAGGAGUUGUACGACAUUGGCAAGAGGAUCAGGGAGAAGUACCCUCACCUGAUGACUGGAACCGCUGACCGUUUCCACUUCAGACCUACCAACGAGCAGAGGACCAUUACCAGCUGUGCCGCCUUCGUCCAUGGCCUGACUGAUGGCAUCAGUCUGAAUGUUACUGUGGAAUCAGUUCGGACGAGGGAUGAUGUUAUUAGGCCGUAUGAGAACUGCGAUCGCUAUCAGCAAGAAGUUAAAGGUGGACCAACUCUGAAUUAUCAACUGGACUCAUAUUUUACGUCACCUAAUUAUGUUGCUAUCCAAAACGCAGUCCAGUACCGUCUAGGCCUUACCUCCAAGCUGAACUCUUCAGACCUGUUCUCAAUCUACGAGCUGUGCCGGUUCUACCGCUCCUGGGGACCCACCCUGAAGUCUCCCUGGUGCUCCGUCUUCACUGAUGAGGAUCUUGUCAUCAUGGAGUACUAUGAUGACGUCAGACAUUAUUACAGAAACGGAUAUGGGUCUUGGGUCAACGAGAACCUUGGUCGUCUACCUCUGAAGGACCUUUACGACAGCUUCUCCAAUUCCGUGGAGGGUGUUGGAAAGAAAGUCACCGGUUACUUCACGCACGACACGAUGAUGGAGAUGGUAUUCUGUGCCCUGGGACUGUACAAGGAUGAUCCUCCACUACAAGCCCUGUUGAUGGAUGGCGAGAGAUCUUGGAGGACUAGCUACAUUGGGGCCUUCUCUGUCAAUUUAGUUGCUGUGUUGAACAGCUGCACGGAUAACAAUAUCAACCCGGAGUACCGAGUGCAAAUAUUCAUCAACGAGAAGGAGACGCCAAUCUGUCCCCUGAAAGGGUGCACCUGGGCUGAGUUCCAGGAAAAGUUCAAGCACUUCUCGCAAGCCACCCUGGAUUUCUGUAGCAUGAGCUUUGUACCGGAACAAGAGAAUGAGGCCUCACCCAACAGUGCAGCCCCAACUAAAGUAUUCUGGAAUUAUUGGUAACUGAGUGAACCAGAGAGUAUUUAGAUUAAGGUGUGAAAGUGUGGCAUAAUGAUAUAAAGACUUUACUGUAAUUGUAAAUAAUUCCUGACCAAUUACUUUUCUUUAUUUAAUUGUCAUACUGUGUUUAAAAUACCUUUCAAAUAAUACAGUGUAAACACAACUACCUCUUACAUAAAUAUUUUUAACAAUUGUGUAAAUCAAACAAAACUGUUUUAAAACUAUCACACCAACGAAUAGAUAUCAGUAAAACUGUCUAUUUUAUAUACUAAUUGCACAUUGCAGUGAUUGUCAUUCUGAAAGUUUUUUACAUUAUUUUCCUUUAUUAGACUAGUGCAUAGCGUAAAUAUUUGUUAGUAGAAACUACCGUCAUUGUAAAAUCGUUUCUCUUUGCUUCUCAGCCUAACGAAUAUAAUAAUAAUUUAGUUUGCGUGUAGAGAGUGGUGUAAGAUGAUCUCAACGAUCUGUUUGUUCUAUGUCAGUAAAUAUUGUUUGUUAGGCUCAGAGUUCUGAGAAAUGUUGACGAAGCCCAGUUCCUCGACUUGUGUAAAUAAAUUUUACAAGUUUUUGUAUUAAGGUUACAACGUUAUUUAUAUUGUGAAAUAAAUAUUUAA